GUGCAAUCCACUGGAGUAAACUUGAACUCUGUUCUGGUUCUGUGGUUGCAUUGCUGCAAUAUCUUGCGUGUUGGGCUGACAGUGUUGAGGUCGACCAUCAUCCCACAAUGGCAAACCUAUCAAAACCAUCUCAAAGAGCGAGUACGAAACACUCCAGUCAGUAAAAACGAAGCCGAAGACAAAAAGCAGUCAUCAUCGAUCCAAUUCUCUCACAUUCGACGUUACAUCCCCGGAUUUAAAUCUCCUAUCACCAACACUCUCCCUCUAACCAAGCCUCUCCAGAGAGCCAAUCUUGUUUUCCAAUCCCUUGGCAUUGCAUCCUCAGCGCUCACGCCAAGCAAAAAUAGCAUCAUCACCCGCUCCAUCCGCCCCCAACUCUUCAAAUACCAAGACCGUUCUGACGCACUUGUCUGUCACUAAUCUUUUUGCCACUGACGUACGCCAUAACCGCUAGAACUGUCUAAUAAAACAGACUGAAUGCCCCUGAGUGAUUUAAUGGUGCUUUUUGUCUCCUCUGUAGUGUUUUUGUAAAAUAAGCUUAUUUUUAAGCUUAUGCACGCCAGUUCUUCUCACAAUGGCGACGACAUCGAAUAAUGUGUCGACUACAGAAAAUACAACGCUCUCUUCUGCUCCGAGCACACCGUCUAUGCCGAGCAAAAAUGAACAGCCCGAUACUAUCGCCCGUGGUCCUCCGCCAUUGCCGUAUAACCUCCACGAGCACAAGCUCAUGAUCUUUCUGUUCUGGUUCCUCAUCUUAACCGAAUGCACACUCAUCCCGAUUAUCUUUUACUUCACAAUCUCAAACCUGACCGAUUUACGUCCGGGCGCUAUGUUUGCCAUCAUCACGGCAAUGUUUGGGUUUAUAUCAGGUGGAGAAUAUGGUCUUCGCGGUUUACGGCUUGCGUUGAAGCGUGAUACUUAUCGUCCUCUUAACGGUGCAGGACGAUGGAGUUUUGAUACGGUGCAUCUUGUUCUCGGUCCACCGUACUUUGUCAUGACGGCUCUUAUGAUUGGGUUCAGCAUACCUGAUCCGCCGAUGAUGAGGGGUUUGAGUAUCAUCAUGCCGGUCGGUAUACUAAUGGUAACCACAUACAUGAUCUGGACCGGGAUAGCGUAUCAUUUCGGCUGGAGACUUCGCUGGCACCGCUUAAGCUCCCACGUCAUCGGCGACAAAUAUCCUCCCCUCACAUUUACGAUCAUGGAGGAUAUCACAGCUUGUGAUGGGGGUGGCGGGAAGGAGUAUAGAGAAGCUGCUAUGGCGCGAUAUAACGCGUCGCCGAGGUUUAGAAGGAUGCUUGUUGAGAUGCUCUGGGCCUGGGCGAUUACCGGGUCGGUUGUGAGCAUUGUUUUGAUCGUGUUGGCUUGGGUGUUGCCUGUUGAGGUUGGAUAUACGCUGGGAUGGGCAGUUCCGUCGGUUUGGGGAGCGAUUGGGGCGUGGAUGACUAUUAAAUGGGGGCAGAGAUCAUUACGGAUAGAAAAGGAGAAUUGGAUGAAGGAUCAUAUGCCGAAUGCAUAGAUUGCUUAGAAUAGAUGUGUACUAGAUAUCUGUCCUAGAAAUAUACUUUUUUUUAUGCUAUA
This is a messenger RNA of Fusarium odoratissimum NRRL 54006, 1578 nucleotides long. RefSeq lists its product as uncharacterized. Bases 575 to 1516 code for a protein of 313 amino acids. The transcript has a single exon. The record is from RefSeq and is a predicted model, not a curated record. NCBI's taxonomy places the organism in Eukaryota, Fungi, Ascomycota, Sordariomycetes, Hypocreales, Nectriaceae.